AUGCACAUCAUCGUAAACGCAUUGGGGAUUGCCAUACUUAAUUGCACAGAACGUUUAACUGUAACUGUUCUGCGUACUGCCACAAAAGUAACAAAUUCUGCAGUGUGCCAUCAUAAAAAAGCAGCAGCCAAAAAGAUGGCUGCUGAUAUCAAAUUCAAUAGUUCGUUAACAACUUCCGAUCCAUACUAUAAGCCCGUUCUCAUAAUUGGACAGUUGCGCCACUUAAAUUUGUUAAAAUUUUCAAAUGUAUCAUGUAAAUUAGAUUCACGUGUCGAUGAGACUACAUUCAAGCAUGCCAUUGCUUGUUUACAUCCCUCACCUACGGAUAAGUGUUCUCUGUAUUUGGAUUGUGCCACCGUAGCGGCUGUGCCGCUCAAAUGCUCCCGUCAUAAUACACCUUCGCGUUCGCACGCCAUUACUCGUCUAGUUCGGACCCACAUUAUGCACGCCAACGAAGAGAGUGUUGUUAUUGUGUGCGAUCGUGGUGAUCUUUUUGCUAGUGCUUGUGCUGUAGCGCGGGCUUUUCCUCUGUAUUCUCGAAAAACUAGUGGUGGCCAAAGUAAAUCUGAAAAUUAUUCUCAAGAUGAGGUUAUGGACAACGAUGACAACUACGACAGUGCCAAGCCCAUAAUAAAUGUUGAAUUCAUUAUCAUUGAAAAGGAUGGACAAGUUUGCGAAGAGCCCCUAAGCUCCACGGAUAUUUUAUGUGUUGAAGAGGCGGCGCGUGGUAUACGUUUAGCGGCACGUAUCGUAGAUAUGCCCUGCAAUGAAAUGAACGUAAGUCAUUUUGUGAAAGAAGCUGAAAUAAUAGCGAAAGAAUUAUGCAUAAAGCCUGCUGUAAUACGUGGUGAAGAGUUGCGUGAACGCGGAUUUGGUGGAAUUUAUGGUGUUGGCAAAGCAGCCGCUGUGCCACCGGCUUUGGUUGUACUCUCUUAUGAACCAAAAGGCGCCCAGGAUACUAUUGCUUUGGUCGGCAAGGGUAUUGUUUAUGAUACAGGCGGUUUGAGCAUUAAAGGCAAGACAGCUAUGCCGGGUAUGAAGCGUGAUUGUGGCGGUGCUGCGGCUAUUUUGGGUGCCUUUUAUGCGGCCAUCAAAUGUGGCUUCACAGAAAACUUACAUGCCGUUUUAUGUUUGGCGGAAAAUGCGGUGGGUCCGAACGCUACUCGUCCAGAUGAUGUGCACACUUUGUAUUCUGGUCGUACUGUUGAAAUUAACAAUACUGAUGCUGAGGGGCGUCUCGUAUUGGCUGAUGGUGUUAGUUACGCCCACAAGGAUCUGAAGGCCAACAUUAUUUUGGAUAUGGCUACUUUAACCGGUGCUCAGGGCAUAGCAACGGGCAAACUCCACGGUGCCAUACUCACCAACACCGAAGAAUGGGAAACGAAAGCGUUGGAAGCUGGUCGUAGAUCUGGUGAUUUAUUAGCGCCAAUAAUUUACUUACCGGAAUUGCAUUUUUCGGAAUUUGCGUCAGCUAUAGCCGAUAUGAAGAACUCCGUUGCGGAUCGUAAUAACGCUCAACCGUCCUGUGCUGGUGUCUUUGUUGGCGCUCAUCUAGGGUUCGAUUAUCCCGGUGUUUGGAUGCAUGUCGAUAUGGCUACUCCAGUAUCGACGGGUGAACGUGCCACCGGCUAUGGCGUAGCCCUCUUACUAACACUCUUCGGCAACUAUACAAAAUGCAGUCUGCUGCAAUCGAUUGCACCCAACGAUGCGGAACCGCCAACGAAGCGCGUUUGUCGUGAUUAGGCAGCAACAAAAAUGUUACAAUCCCAGUAUGACUUAUUCCCGAAAUAUGAAAUACAUCACCAAGCGAAGUACGGUAGCAUGGAACGAAGAGGCGUCCGUCCAGCUUUGCUUGAUGCUGCAGCGAACAGCAGCAGCAUGAGUUAUUAGGGGAGAGAACAACAAUGCCAGUAAUCGCUUCCAUCACGCUUUACGUUUUAUCGCAGCGGUUUUUUUUACUUUAUUUUCGGUUUAUUACUAUUUUGGAUUUUUUUUGUGUGGUUUGGUCUAACCAAUGUGUACACUUUUGAGCGCGUUUUCAAUUUCAAUUGUAAACGAUAUUAUCCGUAAAUUCUACUUACUCUUCUUUAUCUUGUAUUGUGAAGUAAAAGGAAUAAACUUAUAUAAAAAUAAAAACGAAA
Bactrocera tryoni is the source of this 2141-nucleotide messenger RNA. RefSeq names its product probable aminopeptidase NPEPL1 (gene grsm). The coding region runs from base 1 to 1743 and encodes 580 amino acids. The transcript is spliced from 6 exons. NCBI's taxonomy places the organism in Eukaryota, Metazoa, Arthropoda, Insecta, Diptera, Tephritidae. Gene Ontology annotation, molecular function: metalloaminopeptidase activity; manganese ion binding. The record is from RefSeq and is a predicted model, not a curated record. Gene Ontology annotation, biological process: proteolysis. Gene Ontology annotation, cellular component: cytoplasm.